Molecule: messenger RNA, 717 nt
Organism: Penicillium odoratum
Lineage: Eukaryota; Fungi; Ascomycota; Eurotiomycetes; Eurotiales; Aspergillaceae
Product: protein adg3 precursor
Exons: 1
Coding region: 1-717 (238 amino acids)
Source: RefSeq, a predicted model, not a curated record
AUGACCACCGUCUACCCCACUGCUGCUGGAGGCUCGCCGGCUUAUAUUACACACCUUGUUACCGUCUGGGAGACCUUCACUGCCACCGCCCCUGAAAGUACAAUGACCUUGACCGAGAUUGCGACAGACAAUCCUUCUACCACGACUCUAGAUUUCUUCUCUACAAUUGUCACUGAUAUCACGUCGAUUGAAUUAGACACUUUCACAGCUACCGCUACCGAAGAUCAUAAAACUACGGUGACAGAGUCCGCCACCGUCGACAUCACUGCCUGGGCAACAACUGUUUUGACUGAAGAUGUCACAACUGAUCAGACUUUGACCGCGACCAGCGAGGUCUCCACGGCGCUGACAAACAGCGAGUUCAUCACAGUGACUCUGGAUGAGACUACUGCAGUCACCGCAGAUGUCACUGCUUCCAGCACGCAGUCGACCACUCAAGACAUCACCGACAUUUUGACUGUCAAUUCCACCUCAUCCCUGACCGUGACCGUGCCUACCAUUGUCAAAACAACAGUCACUAGUACCAUCUCUGUAACCUAUACAGCAGUGGUAACUGCAGUGGUAGAUGUCACUGCCACGCAAACAACAUCAACCACCACAACUGUGACCGUGACCGCAACUGCGACCUGUGGCGUCAACCUCGUGCAGAAUCCAGAUUUUGAAGUGAAUAACGCUUUUCUCUCGCCGGCUGGACGACCUCUGGUACCGGCAGUUUAA